Molecule: messenger RNA, 481 nt
Organism: Salvia hispanica
Lineage: Eukaryota; Viridiplantae; Streptophyta; Magnoliopsida; Lamiales; Lamiaceae
Product: large ribosomal subunit protein eL39x
Biological process (GO): translation
Cellular component (GO): cytosolic large ribosomal subunit; ribosome
Molecular function (GO): structural constituent of ribosome
Source: RefSeq, a predicted model, not a curated record
AUUAAAUAGACAAUAUGAUUUUACAGAAACUAGGGUUUACAUAUAUUUAUAUAUAAAUGGACAGCGUUGCCACUUUGCUCAGAACGCUUCUGCCGCCGUUGCAAACCCUAGAGGAUCAGAGCUCGCCGAAGACGCAGCCAUGCCGUCGCACAAGACAUUCAUGAUCAAGAAGAAGCUGGCGAAGAAGCAGAGGCAGAACAGGCCUAUCCCCUACUGGAUCCGGAUGCGCACCGACAACACCAUCCGCUACAACGCCAAGCGCCGCCACUGGCGCCGCACCAAGCUCGGAUUCUAAAUUCGGUCGGCUUCUUUUUUGUUCUUCCCCUUUAUAUCGUUUUUUGUUUCAAUUAGAUCCGAUGACUCGUGACGAUGAUUCACUGAAUCGAUGUAGUGAUUAUAGUUUUGAUGUAUGACUUUUGUUUGGUUUAUUGAAUUCCAUACGAAGCACAAUUUGGAAUCAAAGUAUUUCUCUUUUAUGUUU